AUGGCGGAUCUCGCGCAGAGUGGCAGCGACGGAGAGCAGCGCGCGCGGGGCUUCGCGCGCCAGGGCGCCCUGAGGCAGAAGAACGUGCACGAGGUGAAGGACCACAAGUUCAUCGCGCGCUUCUUCAAGCAGCCGACCUUCUGCAGCCACUGCACGGACUUCAUCUGGGGUUUCGGGAAACAAGGAUUUCAGUGUCAAGUGUGCUGUUUCGUGGUUCAUAAGCGCUGCCAUGAAUUCGUCACCUUUUCCUGUCCCGGAGCAGAUAAAGGUCCUGCGUCAGAUGACCCACGCAGUAAGCACAAGUUUAAGGUGCACACCUACUCCAGCCCAACGUUCUGUGAUCACUGCGGUUCACUGCUGUAUGGCCUCAUCCACCAGGGCAUGCGAUGCGAACACUGUAUGAUGAAUAUCCAUAAGCGGUGUGUGGCGAAUGUUCCCAGUCUGUGUGGGACUGACCACACCGAGCGCCGCGGCCGCAUCCAGAUCACCGCUAACAUCAAGAACAACGCCCUGACCGUCAGCAUUAAGGAGGCGAAGAACCUGGUGCCCAUGGACCCCAACGGCCUGUCUGAUCCGUACGUCAAACUCAAGCUGAUCCCGGACCCCAAAAGCGAGAGCAAACAGAAAACUAAAACCAUCAAGUGCUGCCUGAACCCCACAUGGAAUGAAACUUUCACAUUUAAUCUGAAGGACUCUGAUAAGGACCGCAGGUUGUCUGUGGAGGUUUGGGAUUGGGACCUGACCAGCAGGAACGACUUCAUGGGCUCUCUUUCGUUCGGCAUCUCAGAGUUACAGAAACAAGGAGUGGACGGAUGGUUUAAGCUGCUGAGUCAGGAGGAGGGGGAAUACUUUAACGUUCCUGUUCCUCCGGAGGGAGAGGAGGGCAAUGAGGAGCUCAGGCAGAAGUUUGAGAGAGCCAAAAUUGGUGCAGGCACCAAAAACACGGACAGCUCCUCCAACGCCAUCUCCAAGUUCGACAACAACGGAAACCAAGACCACAUGAAGCUCUCUGACUUCAACUUCCUCAUGGUGCUGGGAAAAGGCAGCUUCGGCAAGGUGAUGCUGGCUGAGCGUAAGGGAACUGAUGAGCUGUUUGCUAUAAAGAUCCUGAAGAAGGACGUGGUGAUUCAGGAUGAUGAUGUGGAGUGUACGAUGGUGGAGAAGAGAGUCCUGGCUUUAUCAGGAAAACCUCCGUUCCUCACUCAGCUCCACUCCUGCUUCCAGACCAUGGACCGGCUCUACUUUGUGAUGGAGUACAUUAACGGAGGAGACCUGAUGUAUCAGAUUCAGCAGGUCGGCAAGUUCAAGGAGCCCCACGCUGUGUUCUACGCUGCAGAGAUCGCUAUAGGCCUGUUCUUCCUGCACCGUAAAGGCAUCAUUUACAGAGAUCUGAAGUUGGACAAUGUCAUGCUGGACGCUGAGGGUCAUAUUAAGAUUGCUGAUUUCGGGAUGUGUAAGGAGAACAUGCUUGAAGGUGUGACGACCAAAACCUUCUGUGGGACUCCGGACUACAUCGCCCCCGAGAUUAUUGCGUAUCAGCCGUACGGCAAGUCGGUGGACUGGUGGGCGUUUGGAGUGCUGCUGUAUGAGAUGUUGGCAGGACAGCCCCCAUUUGAUGGUGAGGAUGAGGAUGAGCUGUUUCAGUCCAUCAUGGAGCAUCACGUGUCUUAUCCGAAAUCCAUGUCCAAAGAAGCCGUGGCCAUCUGUAAAGGGCUGAUGACUAAGCACCCUGGGAAGCGUCUGGGCUGUGGUCCGGAGGGCGAGCGGGACAUCCGAGAGCACGGCUUCUUCCGCUAUAUGGACUGGGAAAAACUGGAGAAUAAAGAGGUUCAACCACCAUUCAAACCUAAAGCUUGUGGCCGGGAUGCAGAGAACUUUGACCGUUUUUUCACGCGUCAUCCUCCGGUUCUCACUCCCCCAGACCAGGAGGUCAUCAUGAACCUCGACCAAGACGAGUUCGAGGGCUUUUCCUUCAUAAACCCCGACUAUGCUGCCAUGGAAACCCCGAACACCCCACCAUAAACCUCCCACAAAGCACCCAGACCCCACCGUGGCAGUCAAGAACCACCAUUAAACCCCUUCAUCCCUCAUUCCAGACAGCCCCCUUUCAUUUCCAUUGGCGUAUGCCCCCUAGAGGCCACGAGGCUGUGGUGCAUAUGAGCAUAAUUAGUCAUGUGGCAAUAUUUAACCGACUGCAUACUUAGAUGCAUGCAAUACUUUGGUAUAAUAGCUAGUUAGUCUGAUGUUUAAUAACUUACUGAAUGUGUAUGUAUUUUUGAACCCAGCGGCUUCUCAGUCUGGGCUUUUCUUCUUCUUUCUCCAUCCUCGGUCUUCUCCAUGUAUGGCCUAGAAUCAAGUCCCCUAGUCAGCUUAGUUGUUUGUCCUGCUAAUUAAAACCUUUAGGUUCCUCCAGGCUGCAUGACUGAUGUCCAGGGUUUGCUGCACUAUGGCUCACUGCAUUUGUGAUGUUGUGAUGGUUUUGUUUUCAUUGAGAAUCCAUCUCCUUUUUUGUUUACCUUUCGUUUCGUCUGCCUGUUUGAGUUCUCAUCCACGAGCAGAUGAGCUGUGCAUGAGUAUUGCUUCCAUUGCAACUCCAGUAUGUAUUAGACGAGCUCGAUAGCGUGGAAGGCCAGGCCUGUUUCUCCUGCACACUGAUUUGCUUCGUACCGACCGGCUGAUGACGGAGAUGAGUGGUUGAGCAUGUGUGAAGGUGAUGUUUGCAGAAUGCAUCUGCAUUUCUAACAGCGCUUGCCUGGAUGCGUCUUGCUGUCUGUGGUGAUCUGUUUCUCUCGCUCGAGCCAGCUGUCCAUCUCCCUCUCAGACCUCCACGCGGUGGGACUCCUCUCGAUGGUCUCUGGUGAACCUUCUCUCGUGUGUAACCUCUCCUGCCUGGUUUCACAGCCGGGCUGAGACGUGUUUAACAUGUUCAACAGCGCUACCUCCUCCCAGAGACGCAGAGCGGUGAGAGGAAACAGAGGGCACUGCUAAUAUCAGCCUGCGGUCGGACGAAACCUUUGACCACUCCGAACAGUGUACACUGCAAAAAACUCUCAUCAACUGAAAACAUCUUCAUAUCUAGUCAGUAUGUCUAAUAUCCCUCAAUAAGAGUGUUAUAAUAAUGUUAUAAGAUUUUUAGACAUUUUGUACUUAUUUUAUGUAAUUUGAUCCUCUGAAACUUAUGUUGUCAGAUCAUUUUAAACAUUAUUUAUUUAAAUAACCAAAUUAUCUUUGUUAUUUAUCUAAACAAUGAACCAAUCUGGCAAUGCAAUAAGACACUUUCACCAGAUAAAAUGACUCAGAACAAGUAAAAAUGUACAAACAGGUGGAAUAAUCUUAGAAUAUUCUUACAACAGUCUCAUAAUAAUAAAUAUAAGAUAUUUUAACUAUGUUUAAUAUGUUUUCACUUGAUAAGAGAUCUUUUGUGCAGUGUCUCAAAUGAACCACAUUAGGGUUCACUCAGCCCUGCAGAGUCUCAGUACUUAGAAAUCUGGAGUUAUUAUUGUCAUUUUGCUGUGCUAUUUAAAUAUAAUUAUUAAUGCUAUCAAAGUUAACGUGUUAAAAAAGAGCAACGUUAAUAAUUUAUCACAUUAAAACCACUUUCCCAGUUUGACCCUUUGACCCGUCCACAGUAGCGCAGGCUGAAGCCCAGCUGUAUUCGCUCUAAUAGAAUCCAGGAUUGUAGAGCUCUCGUUCAGAAGCUCUGUUUAACUGAAGCUACAGGAGUCGGUAUAAUACUGAUACUAUAAUACUAAUAAUAUGUCCAUGUAAAAUUAUAUCGACUGAUAUUGUUUAGCUUUUUAAAGUUGUCGAAAUAACUGAGGACACUGUCAUAAAAAUCAGACAAAAAAAUGAUGUUAAAUCCCGAAUCCCCGAAUGUACGUAGUGCCGCUGUAAGAGCUGACCAAUCAGAGGGCAGCCUGGAUGAUGGAGUUUGAACUGAGAAACAGGACCGUCAGCUGGGAGAUGCCGGACUGAUUAGCGGGAACGGAUCACGCUGGGAGCUCCGAGCAGAGCGGAGUGUAAUUACACUGAUCAGGCUGUGACGGCAGUGAAUGAAGACAAAGACGUUCCGACACAUUCAGAUCCUGAUACGGCGCCACCGUGUAGCACCAGUGUGGCUGUAGUUUCAGCGCAAAUUAGUGCUCGACUGUCUGUUUAGCAGCGUUAUGAUAUCAGCUGUGAUAUGAAGGAUUACACUGAAUCAGAAUUCCCACAUUUCGACUGUUUCUCAGAGGAGAUCAGACAGAGUGAGUCAGCAGGUUUGGGUUGGAGUGUAGAGGGUCAAACACAGGAACCGUUCUAGCAAUAACAGGAGCACCACAGGGAAACAUCGUUACGCAGACCCAACUACGCUAUUGUUUAGCACUAAACAGAGUGUUUAGCGUUUCUGCUAGAUUAAUUAGACCUACUUACAUCUUCUCUUGAUUAAAAAGGUCAAAAUAUCAAGUUUCUGCUGUCUGAGUUUCAGAAAUGUAACAAUAAAAAUUGCAUGGUUUCGGUCAGCAACGCACUGAUUACUAAAACUAAAACCAUUGGGUUCUGUUUAAUAUUUCCACACAGAAUCACAUCGUCUAAUGUUUUUGGUUAUUGAAAUAUUUAGCUUAUUGGUCUCUUAUUGGAUUACUGGUCUCUGUAUUAGAUUAAGCCCUAUAGUUUAUUGAUAUUAUCAGUCAGCACAUUUUCUAGCUCAUUAAAAUGAUCAGUCAGGCCUUAAAACUAUGCUGGUCCAUAUUCCUGCUUAUGAGAGUUUUUCAGUCACUAAAACAAAACCGGUCAGGUCCCAAAGACGUGGGCUGAUACUAGUGGUCAUUGGAAUUUAGAGUUCAUUAAAAUCGGCCUUGGUAUCGGUGGCAGUUUUCUUAUCGGCGGGGCCCUAAUGUGCACAGAGACGCUGGAUAUCCGUUGGUCAUCUGGCUGUGGCCGAAAUUUCAGUGGCUUUUGCUAGAAACCACAGGUGCUUCACAUCCAAUCUUCACCUUCAGGACUUCAGGGUGGUGAAAAUCUCACUGGAGCAGAGUUUACUGUCAGACUGCUCACAGCAGUGCAGUGAAAUCUAGCUUUUAAACCAGUACAUCUCUGGUUAUGGUCAGUAUCUCAGUGUAAAAAAGCAUUUUUCAUUUCUGCCAAAAUUGUGCUGCAUCAGAGGGCUUUGGUAUUUAUUUUGUAAACAUCUUCAAAACGACAAAUAAUCCUAUAAAACUGUGUCAAAUGUUGUUAACCUGUAUGCAGUAGAUGUGGUCAGUAUUGUACACAGAAAACAUUACUAGAAAUAAUACUAGAUGAUUUAUGUGUUUACCAAUAAUGCAUUCUGAGAUACAUAUAUAGACGAAUGGAAAGCGCUUUGUGCAUGAAUUAUUAACUGAAACUGUGAUUCCAUAAUCUAGUUUAGACCUUUAGACAUAUAUCAGUGUAACAGGGAGUGCUUUGACAGCUGUGUGUGCUUUUUCAGAUGCUUUUUAAUGUGCCAAAGUAUUUUCCAGAAGCAAAAAAUUAUACCUUCAAUAAAAUGGGAAGCUGUA
Molecule: messenger RNA, 5519 nt
Organism: Colossoma macropomum (tambaqui)
Lineage: Eukaryota; Metazoa; Chordata; Actinopteri; Characiformes; Serrasalmidae
Gene: prkcbb
Product: protein kinase C, beta b
Exons: 17
Coding region: 1-2022 (673 amino acids)
Biological process (GO): protein phosphorylation
Molecular function (GO): diacylglycerol-dependent serine/threonine kinase activity; ATP binding; zinc ion binding
Source: RefSeq, a predicted model, not a curated record